Messenger RNA from Cheilinus undulatus (humphead wrasse), 1678 nucleotides. RefSeq lists its product as uncharacterized. The transcript is spliced from 5 exons. The record is from RefSeq and is a predicted model, not a curated record. Bases 1 to 1371 code for a protein of 456 amino acids. Lineage: Eukaryota; Metazoa; Chordata; Actinopteri; Labriformes; Labridae.
AUGCCCCUCUUCAGCAUUGUGGAGUUCAGGGAGGAAGUGACAAGUGAAGGAAAGGCUCUUGUGGAUAUUAUUCCAUCAUGUUGGUUCACUGAUGAGGACAAGACGGACUGUUUUUGGCCAGAAGGCCACAAUCUUAAUGUCACCAAAGCAGUGAAACAGCGACAACAACCGGAUGCUUCAUGGGGGACAUACAGUGUUCGUGCACUUGGACAUGCAGACACAUAUGAAGAUGCUCGACGCAAGCUUGCCCGAGCAGAGGCUACUUCUGAUCUUCAAACAGACAAUGAUGUACCAAAGAAAAGACCGAGAAGGCGAUCCAUGAAAGCCCUGCCCCUUGAAACAAGUGAAGAGGAAUCUGAUACGUGUGGUGACGAUGAAUUGCCUCCCUCUCCUCCCAUUGAAUUUGGUAGCCAUUUUAAAGCAUAUAAGCCAAGUGUAAGCCAGAGAGUAACCAGCCACGUUUGCUCAAGAAGCACCAGUACACCAUGUAGAGUAAAUGAGUAUAGUGCCACCCCGACUCUGGGAGACCCGAGUGCCACCCCGACUCUGAGGGACCCGAGUGCCACCCCGACUCUGAGAGACCCGAGUGCCACCCCGACUCUGAGAGACCCGAGUGCCACCCCAACUCUGAGAAGCCUGAGUGCCGCCCCGACUCUGAGAAACCCGAGUGCCACCUCGACUCUGCGAAGCCCCAGUGCCACCCCAACUCUGCGAAGCCCCAGUGCCACCCCAACUCAGAGAAGCCCAAGUGCCACCUCAUGCAUGAGCAGUGCCAGUAGCGCCUCCUCAGAUCUUAACAAUGCCAGUAGCCUUGGAGAAGCCAUGUAUAUAAAAUUGAUAACUUUACUUGAGGAAGUGAAGGACACACAGAGAGUGCAUAGCAAAAUGCUUAACACUUUGUUGAAGCAAAGAGAAGCUUUGACAAUGUCUGAACCACCACAAGGAGCAGUGUUUCCGUUAACAACUAUUGAUGAUGUCCAGGCCAUGAACGAGAAGCUGUCGGACUUGGAGUUCAUGUCAGGGGUUGUCGCCAUGGUUGGAGAAAUUGGAGGUUCUUCGAUAGAUGACGCAACCAGAAGAAUGAUGGCAUUUAUAAUGUCACCUGACCUUGCACUGCAGUACAACCUCUUUGGACGUCAUGGGAAGAAACCCUUCAGGGAGCUACGUCUAUUUGAUCUUGUUUAUGGAGCACUGAAGAAGAACAUCCUUACAAAGGACAUAAACCAGAAGGAUGCGGAGAAGGCUCUCUCAAAAUGGUUUACAGGAGCUCGGGACAGAGGGGGCAACCGGGCCGUGAGAGCACAGAGGGAGUUCACCAAAAGGGGUGAAACACAGGCCCUCCAAUCUCAAGAUGAGACACAAAUCCAAUAGAGAUCAACAAUGUCAUUCUGGAAGUAAAGGUCUCAUCAUUUACUCCAUGGUGGAUUUUAUCAUUAGCCAUAAUGUCAGAAAUAUCCAGCUUACUAUGAGCUGUCUUGGAGUAAAACGAUGGACUAUGCUUCUGUAGAAGACAAAAGUUUGUAAGACAACCUCUUUCCAAGAAAUAGUUUAUUUUGUGUCUAACCCCAAAGCUAUUGCAUCACCCACAAUCCUAGAAUGCCACACUUGCGUCUAAUUGGUGAUUCUGCUGUAACCAUAGAAAUGUCUACCAUGCCUAUGAAAGAGGACUAACUGCUGU